GGCAGCCGCCCUAUCUAUCUAUCUAUCUGACGAUCGUCAUCUCGUGUUAUGUUGUAAGUGCGUAGCGCGCGUAUUUUAUAUGCAUUUACAGUGGGAUGUUUUUUAUUGUUGUGACGUUUAAUAUCCUAAGAUACAAAGAAGAUGAAAACGUGUUGCGCUUGUGGGUUUCGAGAAAAUCGCGACACAAUUGAUGGCAACGAAAGAGUAUCCUAUCAUUCGUUUCCAAAGAAGAAAGAUAUGCGUCAAGCAUGGGUUAGGGCAAUAGGGAAGAAAGAUUUCGUCCCAACCAAGAGCAGCAUUUUGUGUAGCCAACAUUUUUCUAAAGAAUGUCUAUAUUAUCCUAACAAUGGAGGACAUAAACAAAGGAUACGUUUGAGGCCAGAUUCUGUACCAACUUUGUUUGAUGCAUAUUUCUGGAAAAGGAAAAAUAUGAAAUUAAGAAUACAAUCGAAACAAAGUCAAAAUGAUAAGUCUAAAGUUAAUGAAGGACUGAAUACAAAAGUGAAAAGUGAACCUGUUGAAUCAGAUACAAAUACAAAAUCACUGUAUGUUAAACUGGAUGAAAGUCGGAUAAACAUAAAAAAUACUGAUAGGGAGCAAUCUCUAACUUCAAGAAGAAAACGACGGCAUUAUACUGUGUAUCCAAAAUAUAUUGGUUUUUGUACCAUCAAUGAUCUUCGAUCUCCUGUGAAAGUUUUGCAUAAUUGGAAAAUGGCCAUGAGCUGCAUUAGCUCACAACGGAAGGAAAUUUCAAUACUAAAAAGAAACAAUUAUUGCUUAAAAACAAAAGUCGCAAUUCUUGAAAUGCUGCUAUCUAGUAGAUAAAUAACAGACAUCUGUCAAAUGUAUAUGCAUAACUUGUUUCUAAGUUAUGUGUUAUGUGUUAAUAUUGUGCUGACAUUUGAAUGCUAUGAAUGGUAUAUAACAGCAUUGCAUAUAAAAGAUCACCUACAGUACAUGGAGUAAGCUUAGCAUAUGAAGUAAGAAUAAGAGUGAGGAAAAAUUUAUUUUAUAUAUAUAUAUAUAUAUAUAUAUAUAUAUAUAUAUAUAUAUACAUACAUACAUAUAUAUAUAUAAAAUAAAUUUUAUAUAUAUAUAUACAUAUAUAUAUAAAAUAAAUUUUAUAUAUAUAUACAUAUAUAUAUAAAUAAAUGAGAUACAUUGUGUGUGUGUGUGUGUGUGCGUGUGUGCGUGCGUGCGUGUGUAAACUCUAACUCUUUUAUACCAGAAGUAUUUAUUUGACAGAAAGACUUGGUGUAAGGGAGUUGGAGUAUAGGUGUAAGUGAAAUAAAUUAUUUUUAUUUCUUAUUUCUUACACUAAAUUUACUCCAUACAUUAUAGCCAUCAUACCACUGUAUUACAAUAACUUGGCGAAUCUAUAUUAUUAAAAUAUAAAUUUCUAAUAAUGUUAUAAAAAUUAAGCAUUGAGCGAUUGGAUAUAACAAUAAUGUUAUAAAAAUUAAAAGUUGAGUGAUUGAGAAGACACUAGAAUAUACUCAGAUGAAGUAGAUUCGACUUAGGAGAUGGUGAGCUACUUGUAGAUAUUAAUCACCGUAUCUCUUGAUUGUAUAUUUAUAGGUAUUUUUAUAAAACACUUCAUUAUAAUUAUCUAUAUCUAUGGAGUUAGCAAUAUAAAUCUCUACACUUA
Odontomachus brunneus is the source of this 1648-nucleotide messenger RNA. Its product is annotated as THAP domain-containing protein 2-like. The record is from RefSeq and is a predicted model, not a curated record. Lineage: Eukaryota; Metazoa; Arthropoda; Insecta; Hymenoptera; Formicidae. Gene Ontology annotation, molecular function: sequence-specific DNA binding. The transcript has 4 exons. Bases 142 to 825 code for a protein of 227 amino acids.